Molecule: messenger RNA, 1785 nt
Organism: Acanthamoeba castellanii str. Neff
Lineage: Eukaryota; Discosea; Longamoebia; Acanthamoebidae
Exons: 12
Coding region: 1-1785 (594 amino acids)
Source: RefSeq, a predicted model, not a curated record
AUGUGCCCGGUGCGCACCGCUCUGCUCCUGGGGCUCCUGGCCCUCGUUCUGCUGAUCCAGACGGCGUCGGCCCACUCCAAACCGCGAGGCCGGUUCCCUGAACUUCCCGACCCGCCCAAGAAGAGCUUCAACAUCUCCAAGGUAUCCAGCCUCCACAUUAUUCGAGCCUUCGUUCUCUAUUUGACUGGGGCGGCUGCCUCCACUCCCAAGGGCGCCUUGAUCAUUCCCAUGGACGACCUCCUGCAAGUGGGCCUCUUCAACCUGCGGUCCUAUGGUCUGGUGCGCACCCUGCUGCACGCCGAGGUGCCGGUGCUGUGGGCCAUCAGGUCCGACAAGACGAAGGACGGCAUCGACUUCUGGGCGCGCACCACGCCCAUCUCCCUCCCCGUGGGUCUCGAGAUCAACUCCCUCAACAUCACCCUCAACCAGCUCAUCGGCCUCGCCACCUCCGCCAUCCCUCUUCCCUUCUUUGCCGGCCCGUUCAUCGUCGAGCGCCAGUUCGUGAACAAGGCGCUCCAAGUGGCCCACAACUUCACCGUGGCAUCACGUGUGAGCCUGGUGGAUAUCCUGCGCCCGCUGACGAAUCUCACCAACAGCCUAGGCUCGUUGACUUCGACCCUGAGCGGCGUCACGAGCGGGCUCACCAGCACCGUGGACAGUGUCACGAGUGGCGUGGGCGGCGUCGUGGGCGGGGUCACGAGCGGAGUGGGCGGAGUCGUGGGCGGCUUCACCAGCGGCGUCGAUGGGACCGAGACCCUCGAAGAUGGCGGGAGCGGCCGACCUGUCGGGCCCUCUUCUCCCUCCAAGAGGGAGCUGCUCGACAUUCUCAACCUGGGAGCAACGGGCGUGGACAAGCUGUUGGGCUUGAUCGUGAGCGACCCGGGCGUGAACCUGUUCCUCCUGCAGGAGAACAUCACCGUGGACGGGGGCCACAUCCUGCUGCACAAGCCCAAGGUGCUGGUCUCCACGGCCGGCGACGCGCAGAACACGCACACCAACAUCCUCAAGGCCGCGGGCCUGGUGUCGGGCAAGCACCACCGCCAGCCCUGCCACUCCAUCAUCACCCAGCCCCACUACGAGUGGGAGGCCGACAAGACGGCCAGCUACUACGCGACCGUCAAGGCCUUCGUGCAGAACGGAGGCAACUUCCUGGCGCAGUCGGCAGCGAUCGACUCCUUCGAGCACCCCAUCCAGGGCUCGGACGCGGGCGGCUUCUUCGCCAAGGGCGGAAUCACCAAGAAAAACCUGGUCAAUUCGCUGCUCGAGACCAACAACCCUCCGGGCGAGUCGGUUUCGGGCUACCUCAACGCCAACCAGGAGUCCGGGUGGUGGCAGAACUCUGGCCACUCGCACGUCUACAACCUCGAGCUCAUCUCCGAUUUGCUUGCUGGAGCGCCCAAUGGACGCUCAGUUCACAUCGCCGCGUCGGCCAAGCUCAACACGUGCAGCGCUGGCUACUGCGUCGCAGAUGAUCAUCUGACCUGCGGCGAGUGCAAGAAAUGCUCGGCGGGUAGCUGUCUCGCCGAUGAGGCGCAAGAAGCCCAGACUUGCCACGAAUGCGGGGUGUGCUCUGUGGGCCAGUGCGUCGCAGCUGAAGCCGAAGGCUCCGAUCUCUAUGCCAAGUGCGGGCUUUGUGGCGUCUGCUCCGCUGAUGGCCAGUGCUUCGAGGUCUGCAAUCCAGACGACUGGGCCAAGAACCAGACCUGCGUGGGUGCCCCUACCCUCUUUGGCGCGAUGUGGCAAAGAGCGAAACCCUGUCGGGCGGAGCAGUGGCCGGCACGGUAG